GCGAACGAGAGAGAGAGAGAGAGAGAUGGGGAAAGCGGCGAAGGGAUCGAGAAAGGGGAAGAAGGCAUGGAGGGCCAACAUCAGCACCGCUGACAUCGAGGACUACUUCGAUAACACCACCAAGGAGGCACUCGCCGGUGUCUCCGCACCCCCGCAAUCCCUCUUCUUUGAGAACAAAUCCGAUGAUCUCCCGCCUAAGAGGAAGAUUGAGAAGAAAAGAGAGAAAGUUCUCAAUUACGAGUUGAUUCUUCAGAAAAAUGAGUUUGUUCAGCCUGUUCCAUCUUCUACUCUGAAGAAAUCAUCGAAGAGGAAGAAAGAGAAGGCCUGCGAGGAUAAAUCUCAAGCGCUGGUUACUUCUAAGGUCGACGAGGGUCUGGAUUCUGAAAACCUUGACUUAUGGAGUGAAAAAGAUGAAAUCAAUGGGAAGAUCAAAAAGGUAAAGUUCUAUGAAUCUUAGACAAUUAUGUAAUUGCAUGCCUAGUUGUGCUUUUAUUAAGGAAAUAGCAAACUGCAGGACAUUUUAUUUGUUCAAUGCUUUGGAAAGACCAAUGCGUUUGCUGGCGAAAUUAGAAACU
Messenger RNA from Dioscorea cayenensis subsp. rotundata (Guinea yam), 575 nucleotides. Its product is annotated as ribosome biogenesis protein NOP53-like. The coding region runs from base 26 to 457 and encodes 143 amino acids. Gene Ontology annotation, molecular function: 5S rRNA binding. Gene Ontology annotation, cellular component: nucleolus. The record is from RefSeq and is a predicted model, not a curated record. The transcript is spliced from 4 exons. Lineage: Eukaryota; Viridiplantae; Streptophyta; Magnoliopsida; Dioscoreales; Dioscoreaceae. Gene Ontology annotation, biological process: rRNA processing; ribosomal large subunit assembly.